Messenger RNA from Cryptomeria japonica (Japanese cedar), 2651 nucleotides. RefSeq lists its product as uncharacterized. The record is from RefSeq and is a predicted model, not a curated record. Lineage: Eukaryota; Viridiplantae; Streptophyta; Pinopsida; Cupressales; Cupressaceae. The coding region runs from base 244 to 1995 and encodes 583 amino acids. The transcript has 3 exons.
GACAGGCACCUAGAAAACUCUAAAAUAAGAUAAAAGGAUCAGAGACACCAAAAUAUAAAACUUAAAAGAAGAAUCUGCAAAAAUUGUGUUGAAGCGUGAAUGAAAAGAAAAAAUGGAGAUAGGCAGUCUGGCAUAUCCUCAAAACUGCCUAUUCCAUUGAAUGUGUAUUGGCGGUAGAAGUACACAGCAACAAAACGCGACUACAACAAUAACACGAAGGAGGCAGAAAACAUCAUAGAGAAAAUGAAGAGAAGCAGCAGCAUAUGCUACAUUAGUGGCCUAAUGAGUUUUGGAAUUUUGGCAAUGGUAUUUGUAUUGGCUGCAGUUUCGCUGUUUUUGGAAAAGAAUAAUCAAUAUCAUCAAUAUCAGUAUAAACAGCAAUACCCACCUGCAAACAAUGCUACUUCAUCAACACCCACAAAUAAAUCCGUAUCCUCUUCCUUCAAUCUACAAGGCUUUGAGGUCAUGUAUGCAAAUAUGGUGCUAAAUUCCUACAACUUUACUAAAAUGCGUUCUGAUUGGGACAUGCUGUACGCCAACUUGCAUAGAAAGUUGUACAGUAAAGGCCUGAGGGGCCCCUCAGAGAUGCACUGCUUUUUGUGGCUUGCGGACUGCUACAACCUUGCGCAACAUCCCAUUUUUGCGAAGAGCUUGAUACCAAUCCUUGGACCCGAUAUCAUUCUGCAUGGUAUCAAGCUGUGGAGAUUGGCCAAUGGGACCGCAAGAAACCUGCAUUUGGAUAACGAGUCAGGAGACUGCGAUGAAGUUGUAAAUGUGAUUAUUGGAAGCAAGGUCAGAAUAUUGAAAGGUUCACAAAUGUAUGAAGGUAGAUGGAGACAUACACUCCUAAAAAAUAUUGCUGCAUUGAAUGCCCAUCAAAAUCAUGCCAACAUAGAAGAUAUUAUCAUUGGAACUGUACGGAAAGGAAUAAUUAGAAGGCAAGGAAACCCAAUGGAUGAUAUCAGCUUCAUCACCAUAGAACCAGGAGAAGGAAAUAUAGUUAUACUUCAUGGCAAUGUUGUAUAUGGAAUUGAGGCUGCCUCUAUUGGGGAAGAGACAGCGAUUCUGCAGUUUGCUUCUGCCAAAUGCAAGAUCAGAGACAAUAAGCAGGCACUCAACAAUGUCUUUUUACCUCCAGUCCUGCUUAUUUCAGGUACCUAUGAUGUGUUAUCAAGUCCAAAUGAUGUUAGGAAUGUUAUGGUAAGCAACGAAGGUUUCAUAUUUGUGCCUAAAACCACCGAUAUUUUGAACCCAUUUGCUCCUGCAGAAAGGAAUUUGAGCUUGUUCAGUUGGAAAAGUCUUUCUAUUAAGUGCAAAACAAAGCAUGGUUGUAGGACUUUCAGGUAUGGAUCAGCUUCCACUGCUGUCCUAUCAAAGGUGAGUUUUGAGUACUCUGAUUUCAAAGCUGAGGGAGCUCACUUCAAAGAAUUUACAAGUGACGACGAGGAGAAAAUUGUGAUUGUUUUGAGUGGUUCUCUGUUAUACUUUUGUGCUGAUAUGGAAGUGCAAGGAUAUAGAGAAAUGGGCAUACUGGAAAUUCACGGUUCAAUGUAUAUUCCUGUUGGUGGCUGGCAUGCACUUGUUCCUGCUUCUCCUUACAGAAAUGCAUUUGUUUCAGUCCGUUGGAAAAGAAGAACGAUGGUAACAGGACAAAGGUGGCUUGGAUCCAGGGGAUUUUUUGGGUUCCGGACGAUUAUACUGCAAAGUGGUCAGGCAUACGAUCCUUCCAAUGAAAAUAACUGUGAUGUAAUCUUGGUGAUGCUUUAUGGGAAAUCUUUGCAAAUGCUUCCUUCAGAAAUAUCUCUCGAGGAGUCCCACACAUUGCUGAUUUCAGGAGGUGACCCAUGUCUUCUGUGGAACAUUGGAAAAGCUUCAGUUGCUUUUGUUGCGAUACACGUUUGUGGUUAUGAUGAGCAAAUUGAGCACCUAUUUAAUGGGGACCCCAGGGCCUCAUCAUAUUUUAGUGGUGGAGGUAGAAUCAUGAGAAAAAUCUGAGUUCUUAAGUGAGUGUUUUUUCCAUCAAAAGCAACAGAUUUGAGAGUAUAUUUCACUCAUUUUGAGCCCUGUUUAUGUUAUGAUUAGGAGUCUUCUCAUUUGUUUCCAAGAAUCAAGCCAGCAGUGCAAAUGCCUGUUGAGAAACAAGUUCAGCAGCUCCACAUUCAUGCGUUUCUCAAAAGAAAAUUGUGCAUGACCGCAUUUGAAUAUUGAAUUUCUGGGAACGUUAUGGUGUGGUUAUCAAUCUGGGAAAUACAACUGUUCAGAAAUUUUUUGACCCUAUAAUUCUCCACACAAAAUUAUACUCAUCCACUCGUAUGUAAAUAACUCUCAAAAAAAUGUGCAAAUCACAGUUCUGAGUUUUGAGUUCUUUCAUAUAAAACAACUUGGUUCUUUUAGUUAGAGAGUUACACAAAAACUAACUAGAUCAUAGUCUUCAUCAAGCUAUUAGAAUUCUGAGUUUUGAUCCAGUAUCUUUCUGGCCAAGUGGGCUUCUCUUUAUAUAGCUUUGUCAGAUUUGAGAUGAGGGCCUCCUCAAGAUGACUGUGUAGUAAAACCUCAGGAGCACUGAUUUUCAUAUUGCUACUUUUGCUACGGCUGGCAGCUAUUUACUACUGAAAAAAAUCAAUACAACUAUAGCAGAUGAAUUGCGUACA